AUGCAUAAACUUAUUCAAGAUUCUAAAGAUGAGCCAGCCAAGUUGGCUGCUAAACUCUAUGCGAUACUACAACAUAUGCAAUCGACCGGGAAGGAACAUUCGAUGCCAUAUCAAGUAAUAUCAAGGGCGAUGGAGACUAUGAUCAACCAACAUGGUCUUGAUAUUGAAGCAUUGCAGUCAUCACGUCUUCCUUUAAUUGGUGGUCCUCAAAUAGGAACUUCUUCACAAGUUGUGGGUGGUGGUGCAAAGGAUUCUAGAGCAGGUUUGGCUGAAAAUGAGGCUCCCAAAAUGGAACCCUUUGCUUUUGGUCGACCACCAAUUGCCCCAACUAGUGGAGCUCCUGAUUAUUAUCAAGGAACUGUAGCUCAGCGGAGUAAUCAAUCUUUUGAUCAAGGAAGUCCCUCUAGUUUGGAUUCUAGGUCUGCUAACUCACAGUCACAAGACAGACGUGAUGCUGCCAACUGGGAUAAACAGGUGAAUCAAAAGGAUGGUAAGAAAGGUGUCACAAAAAGAAAGAGGGGAGAUUCAACAUCACCUGUGGAAAUGCAUGUUGACGGUUCAUCUCCAGUGGAUCCUCGCAACACUGGUGUCACUUCAUGGAAGGGGAAAAUGAUCAAGGUCGAACCAUCAGAUAGUAUUCCAGCUAAAAGUGGUGAAAUGACCAACUUUAAUGCGGUUCCAAAUAAUAGUCAAAUGUAGAAUAUUUCGAAUUCGCCUGGUAACAUGAAUACAAUGCUCAGGACAAACCCAGAAGGUCAUCAUUUAUUGGCAAAGCAAACCGAUUUGUCAAAGAAUUGCAAUCCAAUAGUGCAGGCCCUAAAUUCAAAGUAUCCGGAAGACUUGGAAGUUCCCUCUGCACAUGUUGCUCCAGCGAAGCUGCAAGGUGCUUAUGCUGGGGUUCGUCGAGUGUUGGCAGGUCCUGCUAAUGUGUCUGUAAAGUACAAACCGGUUUUCUCAAAUUCAAUGCAAUAUGGUGGUUCUCUUGAUCGUGAUGGGGUGAGUUCAACUACUCUAGCUGAUAGACAUAAAAUAUCUCAGAUUGGCAGGCAAAAUAGUGGCUCAGAAAUGACUAUGCUUAGACAAGGUGUUCCCCCUAGAGAUACAGGAAAAUCCCCAGUUCCUACCGCAGCAACUUCAUCUGCCACGCCUUUCAAAGAAAAUUAGUUAAAACAGCUUCGAGCUCAGGUCCUUGUUUUUCAUGCAUUUAGAAAUUGUUUACCGCCAAAGAAACUACAUCUGGAAGUUGCAUUUGGAACCUUCAAUUCUAGAGAAGGAUCAGAAAGGAUAGCACCUAGGAAUGAUGAAAAGCGUGAUCAUGCCUGGGAUGGAAAUCAGCUUGCACAAGAGCAAGGUGCUUGCACUCCAAUUGCCAGCCCACGAACCAUUCCGCAUGUUCCUAUUCCUGCUGGCACCUCCACCCUUCCAUCUAAUAAUUGGCGUGUUGUGAUAGCAGUUGAUGAUUUUGGGGGUGAAUCUAGCUCUGCUUGGGAUAUGCAGUUUUCUGGUGGUGAAGUUGUAUCACAAUACAACACCCCCUCCGAUAAGGAAAAAAUUCAAAAAAUUGGCUUUGAGCAAUCUUUGGAGGCCGUCCGGACCUACACUCUGUGGACAGCUUCAAUUGCCACUGAGACUAGCAGAAUUC
Trifolium pratense (red clover) is the source of this 1642-nucleotide messenger RNA. Its product is annotated as chromatin structure-remodeling complex protein SYD-like. NCBI's taxonomy places the organism in Eukaryota, Viridiplantae, Streptophyta, Magnoliopsida, Fabales, Fabaceae. The record is from RefSeq and is a predicted model, not a curated record. The coding region runs from base 1 to 699 and encodes 232 amino acids. The transcript is spliced from 9 exons.